UGGGUAGCAAUAGUAUAUAAUGGUAAAGUCCCACUACAUUCGUGCUGGACGCCUGGUGCGCAUCCUCCGUGGACCUCGUCAGGACCACAUUGGUGUCAUCGUGGACAUCGUGGACGGCAAUCGCGUGCUCGUCGAGAAUCCCGAGGACAAGAAGGUCUGGCGCCAUGUCCAGAACCUCCGCAACGUUGAGCCGCUCAAGUUCUGCGUGAAUAUCUCGCGCAACUGCAGCGGCAAGGCCCUGAAGGAAGCCUUGGCGUCGUCGAAGAUUCUCGACCGCUACGCGAAGACCCGCACGGCCACGCGCGUGGAGGCGAAGAAGGCUCUGGCCGUCUCAACGGACUUCGAGCGCUAUCAGCUCCGCGUUGCCCGCCGCUCGCGGGCUCACUGGGCUCGUAAGAUCUUCGACGAGGCGGAUGCCAAGGCACCCGUGUCGUGGCAUAAGAUCGCCCUCCGGAAGAUCCAGAAGAAGGCGGCCAAGAUGGACUCCAACUCCGCCGCUAAGAAGCGCAUGCAGAAGGCAAUCGCCGCUCGCGCAAGCAAGAAGUGAAGCUGUAUAAUGCUAUGCCCCAAAUGAUUACAUUAUUUCUAUUUAAAACUUAGAUUAACAUACAAUUAAAAUAUUCGUCCUUGUAUCCUGUUGCGGUAGAGUUAUGUCUCUGAA
This is a messenger RNA of Phytomonas sp. EM1, 661 nucleotides long. The record is from the annotation of a GenBank genome assembly. Lineage: Eukaryota; Euglenozoa; Kinetoplastea; Trypanosomatida; Trypanosomatidae.